Molecule: messenger RNA, 6887 nt
Organism: Cottoperca gobio
Lineage: Eukaryota; Metazoa; Chordata; Actinopteri; Perciformes; Bovichtidae
Gene: gli2a
Product: GLI family zinc finger 2a
Exons: 14
Coding region: 485-5017 (1510 amino acids)
Biological process (GO): smoothened signaling pathway; regulation of transcription by RNA polymerase II
Cellular component (GO): nucleus
Molecular function (GO): DNA-binding transcription factor activity, RNA polymerase II-specific; RNA polymerase II cis-regulatory region sequence-specific DNA binding
Source: RefSeq, a predicted model, not a curated record
UCAGCAGCCUGAAGAUCUCAACACCACCGCAUGUCUCUGCAACAACUGUCGAGUGAAGCCAAACCGCUUUUAGUUCCAAACUUUUACGCGUACUCGGGACAAAACAAAGCUUUUACCCAUCAUGUUAGUUUGCGCAGAGCACGCACACAAGAGCGCACCUCUUGGAGAAGAUGGAUUGUAAGAAAAAGUUCGGCUCGACUUCUGCUCCGCACUGAAUCACUCUCCGGGAUAGAGGAGGCGGUAAUGCCGUGCAAACUUUGAGUGUCUCAAAACUUUUUCUUAACUCGGUACAUGGAGUUUCGCGUCAAGUCCGGAGAGGCUUGUUUGCGCGUUUUGCGUUCGAUGGUGCUGUUAGCUCAGUCCUAGUUUACGGGAAUCAGACUCCAGGCAAAGUUUUCCUCGGACAAAAAGAGUGAGUGGAAGAGCCUCGGCUUCGCAGUGAAACAGACGGCAGCUAAGGUUGCAACAGAAACUGAAGCGCAGUAUGGAGACUUCCUGCCCAACAGCCACUGAGAAGAAGGAGUGUAAGGAUUCAGGUCUGGACGGCAGCAGCUUCUCAGAAAUCCCCAAGAAGCCUUUGCCCACCACUCUGACCAGAGGUGCCCACCACCUCUUCCCCACGUUUCACACGCCCAUCCCAAUCGACAUGAGACACCACGAGGGGCGAUACCAUUAUGAGCCACACCCACUCCACACCAUGCAUGGACCUCCAGGACUGACAGGCAGUCCAGUCAUAUCGGAUAUUUCCCUGAUCCGUCUAUCACCCCACACAGGGCACGGGACAGUUGAGUCACCGUUCAGCCCUCCACAUCCUUACGUGAGCCCCCACAUGGAGCAUUACCUACGCUCGGUACACAGCAGCCCAACCCUCUCCAUGAUCUCAGCGGCCCGAGGACUGAGCCCUGCUGAAGUGACCCACGAACAUCUGAAGGAACGCGCCCUAUUUAGUCUCCCCCCUCCACCACCAGGGGCCAACCCCACAGAGUACUACCACCUGAUGGCCAGUGCCAGCCAGCGAAGCCCCUAUGGUGACUUGCUGAUGCACACCAGUGCAGCAGCGGCAGCAGCAGCAGCAGCAGCUCAUCUACCAGAUUACAUCAGCCCCGUGGACGUAUCACGUUUUUCCAGCCCACGGCUAACACCCCGACUGAGCAGGAAGAGGGCGCUGUCUAUCUCCCCACUGUCAGAUGCCAGCAUUGACCUGCAGACCAUGAUCCGCACCUCGCCCAACUCCCUGGUGGCCUACAUCAACAAUUCCCGCUCCAGCUCGGCCGCCAGCAGCUCCUAUGGGCACCUUUCAGUCGGAGGGAUCAGCCCCUCGUUUAGCUUCCCUCAUCCCAUCAACCCUAUGGCGUACCAGCAGCUGCUGUCCCAGCAGAGGAGUCUCAACGCCUUUGGCCACACACCUCCUCUCAUUCAACCAUCGCUGUCCUCUUUCUCUGUUCGCCAACACCCCCUCCCUGCUUCACCUAUGUCCACCUCACACAACAGCUCCAACUCUGAGGCAAACCAGAAUGCCAGUGGAGACCCAGCAGUGAGUAGCACAGUCAACCCAUUGACCACCAAGAGGUCAAAGGUUAAGACGGAAGCAGAGGGCCCCCUGCCCAUCUCACCAUCCUCUCAGGACCAUUGUGGGGGGAUCUUGGACCUGAGUGAGGAUCUGGAUAAAGACGAGUGCAAACAAGAGCCUGAGGCCAUAUAUGAGACCAACUGCCACUGGGAGGGCUGCUCCAUGGAGUAUGACACCCAAGACCAACUAGUGCAUCACAUCAACAACGACCACAUCCACGGUGAGAAGAAGGAGUUUGUGUGUCGCUGGGACGAGUGUUCACGGGAACAGAAGCCUUUCAAGGCUCAGUACAUGCUGGUGGUCCACAUGAGGCGCCACACAGGGGAGAAGCCGCAUAAAUGCACAUUCGAGGGCUGCGCGAAAGCUUACUCUCGCCUGGAGAACCUCAAGACCCAUCUCAGGUCCCACACCGGGGAGAAGCCGUAUGUGUGUGAACAUGAAGGUUGCAACAAGGCCUUCUCCAACGCCUCAGACCGGGCCAAGCACCAGAACCGCACACACUCUAAUGAGAAACCAUAUGUGUGUAAGAUCCCGGGCUGUACCAAGCGUUACACGGACCCCAGCUCUCUCAGGAAGCAUGUUAAGACAGUCCAUGGACCUGAAGCCCACGUCACCAAGAAACAACGAAGUGACGCACCUCCGAGAAUGCAGCCACCCAAAGGCAAUGGGGAGAAUGAGGCGAAUUCCAAGCUCGGUGGAAGAGGCAUGGAUGGCAAGAUAGAGGCUAACAGUACCUCUAGAGGAGUGGAAGACUGCCUACAAGUCAAAUCUAUCAAGACUGAGAACUCUAUGACAUAUCAGUCCAGUCCUGGUGGCCACUCGUCAUGUAGCAGUGAGCCGUCGCCUCUCAGCAGCGCCAACAACAAUGACAGUGGAGUAGAGAUGGCCUUGCACAGCGGGGGCAGCUUCGGGGACCUCAGUGCACAGGAUGAUUGCCCCAUGGUUGACUCCACUGUUCCCGUUGGAGGACACCAGGCUGGGGUGGGGCUUCAGUUGAGGAAAGCUCUGGGUCAUGGUGGUGCAGUCACCAUCAAGCUUGAGAACAUCAAGAAGGAAAGGCUGAAGACUGUGAGGGACUCUUGUCCCUGGGUCAACUCUGCACCACAGCCACUGCAGGGCCAACACAACAGCAUGAAGCUGCCUCCCAUACCUGCAGUCGGUUCCAUGCUGGAGAGCUCCAACUUGAUCAGUAACUUAGGCGGUUCAUACCCUGGACAACGCAUGGGUGACCUGACUUCUUGUGAAGUAACACUGCUUAACCAGCUAAAUGAGCGCCGUGACAGCACCACCAGCACCAUCAGCUCUGCUUACACCAUGAGUCGGCGCUCCUCCGGUAUUUCACCCUGCUAUUCCAGCCGCCGCUCCAGUGAGGCGUCCCAGUUUAGUAACCGCCAUAACAAUUUCAGUUCAGCUGAUUCCUAUGACCCAAUCUCCACUGAUCUGUCUCGCCGCUCCAGUGAGGCUAGCCAGUGUGGUGGUGUCAGCGGAGGAGGUCUCCCAAGCCUCCUUAGUCUGACCCCAGCUCAGCAUUAUCGACUUAAGGCAAAGUAUGCUGCUGCCACUGGUGGAGCUCCACCUACUCCACUCCCCAAUAUGGAUAGAAUGAGCCUGAGGACCCGCAUGGCACUCUACAGUGACUCCCAGGAAGGCUUGUUGCACCCAUUUCAUCAGCCACCCUCUGGAACUGUGCCUCGGCGAUGCAGUGAUAUUGGAUAUGGCACACGGAGCAUGAUGCCCCAUGAAGUACCCCCCCACCUUCCACGUCGUGCCAGUGAUCCAGUGCGUCGUUCCACACUGGACCCUCUCUCCUUUCCAAGGGUUCAGCGCUAUAACAGCAUGAACAGCAUGAAUCCAAUGAAUGGUUUAUCAGCUGAACGCCACCAGGCAUUGGCAUUGCAGGGCUACACUCGCUCCGAUGGCAGCCUGCAACGCUACCCAUUUGCCCCCAGACCACCUAGCAUUUCUGAGAAUGUAGCUAUGGAGAACAUGGCAGUAGAUGGGAUGAAUAUUGGGGGGGGGCAGAGUGGGGAGGAUGACAUUGUGCUUCCAGAUGAUGUGGUGCAGUACCUUAGGUCCCAGAAUUCUGGCCCCCCAGGUCACAUUUCGGGGCAAGUGGACUACCAUUCCAACAAUCAGACUCAGGGCUACCAGACAGGCAUGGCCCCACCAGCAUCAUUUUAUGCACAGAGAAGGAUGGCCAUGGUUGAUGGCACCAUGACUCAGUCUGGCCAUCAAAUGGUUCCCGGUGGCUCCCAUCAGCACUUCUCAGCACCAUCGGGCAAUAUGAACAAGAAUAACAUGCCGGUGCAGUGGAACGAGGUGAGCUCAGGGACUGUGGAUACCACAACCAAGCUCUCCAAAGAACAGCAGCAUCCUCUAAGGGGGAACCAAGCUGUUGUUCAGCAGAGGCACACGUUUGGUUCCUUGCAGGGACAAGGUCAGGGCCUGGGCAGCAACCAACAGGUAGUGCCUAUGAGUCAGAAUAUGUCUAUGCAGGGGUAUGCGAACCACAACAGCCAGAGGCUGAUCAUCUCCCACCAGCAGCAUCAGCAACAGAGGCAAUGCAACAGUGGGAACUUUAAUGAGCAAAUGAGUCCUCAGCAAGGGUUUGGCCAAGAGGCAAUACCAAAUUCUAUAUCUGGGAGCACUAGUGUGAGACCUACCCGGAACAAUUUGGCAGAUCCAGAACUGCAAAGUUGCAGAGCAAGGACACAGGUUGAUGGGUAUUCUCAUGUGGACCAAGUAGAUCAGCAGCAAAACUACAGUGUUCUCUUCCAGCAGCAGCAGCAGCACAAUAUCCAUAUUGGAGGCAGAGGAAUGUUACAACCCAGGCCUCCAAUAGAGCCCAAGACUAUUGCCAGACAACAAACAGGGUCUAGCAUGAUGCAACCAAGCCGAAUACCCAGGUCAUCUGAUUUUAAUCCCAGUCGUGGUACUGACACCUCAGAGGCGAGCCCAAAGAGGCCCACUGGAUCAGCUGGCCACAACAGCAAUUCAGAAAAUCCAAACUCUGCUGUGCUCUACACAGAUCAGAUUCAUAUGUUGGAGCCAACGUCUGUCAGCUUUGAUGCCCCGAUGUCUCCCAGUGCCAGCCAGGCUCCUGCCAGCAACACCACUGCUGCAGCCAACAUUGCAUCACCAGGAGUCAACCACGUCUCAAGCAGUACAGUGGAUUCUUCCACUGGUGGAUCUGGUGGCACGGAGCAUGCCCAGAUCGACUUUGACACCAUGCUAGAUGAUGGGGACCACUCCAGCCUAAUGUCUGGCACACUGAGUCCUGGCCUUCUGCAGAGCCUCUCCCAGAAUUCCUCACGUCUCACCACCCCCCGCAACUCUGUCACCCUUGCGUCUGUACCGGCAGGGAUUGGCAACAUGGCCAUCGGUGACAUGAACUCUAUGCUCACAGCCUUGGCUGAAGAAAGCAAAUUCCUCAACAUGAUAAGCUGAGAGCAAUCAAACACCUCAUCAUCCAUCCAGUCUUAACCAUUUCUACAUCGGGAAUAUAUUGACUACACAAAGCACUGAUUGAACAAUGCAAAACUGGCUAUUUCGUAAAAGAAAAUCCUUCAUUGUCCAUAGUAAUAUGCUUAUCUUGUAAUAUUUGCUUCAGAUUAUAAUAUGUUACAUUAAAAAAGUAAUAGUAAGUAUACCUAGGGUUAAGGACAAUUUCUAUCAUUAUUUGUUAAAAAGCCAUACAUUUUACUUACAAAUAUAUGAUAGCCCAGGGUCAAAUUUGCCAUUCAGUAUUUGCUGGUGUAAUAGCCCUUUACAAAGUGGUGCACUGAAAGUAGUUCACAUGCAUGUAGUACCUUGCUGAGGACAUCAACGUUGAACUGAGUACGACAUGAAAACAGAGUUACCAGGAAAUGGACAUGAUAUGUAGAUAACAGAUAAUAUUUUCUCAUGAAGACUUUUAUGUGUAUAGUUUAUACUGUAUGGUACUUGCUUUAAAUUAUGCUAUAGACUUUUGAUGUUUAAAAUAGGGCUGCCAAAGGAACAGUAACAUAUGGACACCUACUAUUAAUUCACAAGGGAUAAUGAAUACCUUUCUAAUUACAUUUUUCUAAUGACAUCAGUCCCUUUGAGCUAAUCAUGUGGAUUGAAAAUGUCCUUACAAAGCUAAGCUACAAUUUGCUGUGACUUUUAAAACAUGUACAAUAAAUGUGUCUAAUAAGAGACUUGCAGUGGUUACAUGGAAAACACACUGUAAAAAAGGUAUAAAACAUAAUUUAAAAAGUGACCUUUUUGGUACCAGGUUUAAAACUAUUACAUGGCUUAGACUGACUACAUAGCAUUGUAUAUCAUUAUUGUACCGGCAAAUUAUCACAGAACUACAGUUUAUUGUAACAUGCAAGUGUUUAAAGCACUGAGUCAGGGCCCAUAAACAAAUCAUGCAUGUAGAAAUUGAUACAUACUUGCCUGUUCUGAAAAAAACAUUACCUGCUAUUGCAAUUUAUGUAUGCACUUAAUUCAACUAUCUUGCAGCAUAAUAAAUAAACAAAGAAGUGUCAUUAUAGGAACCUGUAUUGUGUACAACCUGACUGUAUUGCUGAGUUUCAAUUACACCUAGAUUUUGGAAUGAAUGAUUCUGAGCAAAUUUUGCUAACACGAAACAUUUUUUAUAACAUUUCAUGAAAUUGAGUAUGCAAUUCAUACCCUUCAAUUAGAAAUGUGUGAUUAAUUGCAGGUUAUAAAAUUAAGCAUCUGACAGCCCUAGUUUAAACAUGUGGGUGUACAACGUCAUGAUCUAUAGAUAUAAAGUGCUUUUUGAUCACGGCCUGAGCUCUUGGGGAUGGCACUGUAAAAUCUGAUUUCCUUCUUUGCCCUCUGGAUCACAGGCAUUAACUCUCCAUGGUCCCAUCUCACAAGGGUAAAUGAUUGAGAAGGACAAGGAUAUGGCUCUGUGUUAGUAUAUCAGGGCACAUGAACCCUUGUGUCUGAAGAGGAGCAUUCUCUAAAAGAAUAUACAAGUACCUCUGUGUGUUCUCAGUAGAGAUCCAAUCCUAAUUAACACAUUCAUACUUCACCCUUCACUGCACCACAUACUUCCCCUGGGCUCUGGAUGAACUGCUGAGAGCCCAGGAAGGGACACAGACUUUGAUAAUGAAAUCCUGUUUCGGACAGGAUUGGCAAACUAGCAAACCAGCAAAUUUCUCAGUUUUGUGUUGCUGAAUUUCUAAGUAGCCUUUAAAAUGUCUGUGUGUAUGCUACCAUUCACUUUUUCUAUGCUCCGUGUGUGUGGGUUUGUGUGAGUGUGUGUGUAUGUAUAUAGCUUUUGUACAUUUAAAAUAAACUAUCCCCUUUUUUUCUGUUUGAA